GAUUAGUGGCAGACGAUAUUUUGUACCGUUCAUACCAUCAUAGCAACCCGUUGGUGGUAACCGUUGUUUGGAUAGUGCGCUGGGCGAUGUACCAUGGCGUUUGCAGGCAAUAUUCAGACGGGCCGGAAAAACUGUGCUUCAACACAGUUUCCAUUCAAAUUUAGUGCAGAACAGGCGGCUGGGCUCGUGGAGGACAGUAAUGAGGAUGCAUUCUGUACGGAGUAUGAUAACAAUUUUGUGCCUUUCAACAAUUACACCAAACCAGUUCUGCGGCGGGAUCAGCUGAGAGAGGUGUACAAGGAAAAGUUGUCGCGAAUUUUGACGAAAAAUGCGAACGAACAACUGGAAACCAUCCACCGGCAGGAGGAGGAGCGGAAACAGCUGAGAAAACGGAAGAAUUAUUAUAUGGCAAAGGAAACUGGGCAGGAUCCGCAGUACAGUCUGCAGCGAACGGAUGAUGUGGUAACGUUCUGGAGCUACCGUGGCCGUCGGAAUGCUAAUCAUCGCCGCAAUAACGAUUUCACUAAACCGCAGGAGGAUAAAUUGGAUGUGCAGUUUGAAUAAAUUGCAGGCGCAUUGAUGUGCAUUUCA
Anopheles merus is the source of this 591-nucleotide messenger RNA. RefSeq lists its product as uncharacterized. The coding region runs from base 94 to 564 and encodes 156 amino acids. The transcript is spliced from 2 exons. The record is from RefSeq and is a predicted model, not a curated record. Lineage: Eukaryota; Metazoa; Arthropoda; Insecta; Diptera; Culicidae.